AUGAAAGUGUAUAAUUAUUAUAAUAGCCAUAACAUUGUGCUGUAUGGAUCAUGGGCAAACAACAACAGACCUUCCUUAGUUAGAUUACCUUUAACAACCGAUUAUUGUUUUGUAAAUUUACGUUUUCGUUGGGGACCAAACGAUUAUGAAGGAUCAGAACAUAUGAUAAACUUUUCUAGGUUUUAUAUGGAACUACAAGCAGCAUUCACUAAAAGUAUUGAACCAGUUACUUUGUCAUUGUUAAUGCCAGUAUUUGAACGAGACUAUUUCUGUUAUGUGGGAUCACUUACGUUUCUUCCUUGUACGGAGGGGGUUACGUGGAUAGUCAAACCUAAACCAUUGAUGAUAUCGUCCCACCAAGUAAAGCAAUUUAGAAAAGUUUGAGGAUACAAUGUUAAAAUAAAAACUAGCACACGACCAGUACAACCAAUUAAUGACCAUGAGAUAUUCUCUUACGAUUGA
Messenger RNA from Diabrotica virgifera virgifera (western corn rootworm), 462 nucleotides. Its product is annotated as carbonic anhydrase-related protein-like. Gene Ontology annotation, cellular component: cytoplasm. The record is from RefSeq and is a predicted model, not a curated record. The transcript is spliced from 2 exons. NCBI's taxonomy places the organism in Eukaryota, Metazoa, Arthropoda, Insecta, Coleoptera, Chrysomelidae. Gene Ontology annotation, molecular function: zinc ion binding; carbonate dehydratase activity.